This is a messenger RNA of Nerophis ophidion (straightnose pipefish), 3635 nucleotides long. RefSeq names its product atrial natriuretic peptide receptor 1-like. The transcript is spliced from 23 exons. Lineage: Eukaryota; Metazoa; Chordata; Actinopteri; Syngnathiformes; Syngnathidae. Gene Ontology annotation, molecular function: protein kinase activity; ATP binding; guanylate cyclase activity. The record is from RefSeq and is a predicted model, not a curated record. Bases 118 to 2673 code for a protein of 851 amino acids. Gene Ontology annotation, biological process: cGMP biosynthetic process; protein phosphorylation; receptor guanylyl cyclase signaling pathway.
CCAACAGUUUAGUGCUCAAAGGAGGUAAAAGUGAGAGUCUGCUGCUCCUCAAUCAGUCUGGACUCAAACCUUCAACAGUUGCAGACGUCCUCUGUCCCGAGUCCCAUCUUUUCCGUCAUGAAGAGCAAAGUGUGCCUGGUGAUCUGGGCAUGGGUGUGUUGCGUCACACCAGCCUCCUGCUGGCACGACCUCGACAACAGCGAAUAUGACUGUUGGCCUCUGGACCAACCCAAUGAGUCCAACAUGAUCAGCUGCGGAGGUCUGGAAAUGGCGUGGGUGCUGCGGCCUCCGGAGGCGGUGAAGAGCGGCCAGGUGUUCAAUGUCAUCUACUCAGUCUCUGCCCACGACUCCUUCUAUAACUGGGCCGCCGACAACCGCAUUUUCCCUCACAGGUCCAUCAGCAACGCCGACGACGCUCGGUGGUUCUGUGAAUAUCACGAGUGUCCCGCGAACUGGAAAGAUGCCGACGGUGAAAACUGCUGCAUUCAUCACGCCAACAUCCACUCCUGCCCGCUGGGACACAUGACGUCAGAGAGCAUUUGCGGUCCGUGGAUUCCUGACGACGGAAAGAUCUUCACACACACCAUCUCCACAUCGGGCAAGAUGACGCAGACCAACUGGAGCGCCAAGGUGGUUCUGUUCCACGCGGGCCUGACUUCACUCAUCGCUCACAUCCGAGUAGGUCGCAUGCAGGUGGCGUUGGAGGCCAAGAGCACGGUGUUGCCUUCUGCAGUCUGUGGCGAUGGAGACUGUCAGGAGGAAGAGCUCUGCUCCACCUGUCCUGCGGAUUGCGGCCAAUGUCCCAUGACGCCGUCCACCAAACUGGCCAUCAGCCUGCCACUGAGCCUGCUGAGCCUCUGCUUCGCCCUGACUGUCAUGUGGCUCAGGUACCAGAAACGUCGGCUGCUGUGGGACGAGAGCUGGAUUAUCGACUUUGACCUCAUCAAACAAGAUCAGGACGCGCGUAUGACCAUGGGCAGCAUGAUGAGCGUGGCAGUGGCGCACAGCGACAGCAACGCCAGCUGUCUGACGACCCUCACUUCCUGUGCAGGCCAAGCAGGAAGCAGGAAGACAACCUUCACCUGCACAGGCAUUUAUGACGGCAGGAUGGUGGCCAUCAAGAAGAUUGACAGCAAGUCCUUCUCUCUAUCCAAAACUAUUAGACAGGAAGUCAAACAAGUCAGGGAGUUGGACCACCCAAACUUGUGCAAGUUCAUCGGCGGCUGCGUGGAAGUGCCUAACGUCGCCAUCGUGACUGAAUACUGCCCCAAAGGAAGCCUUAACGAUGUCCUUCUUAACGAGGAGAUCCCACUCAACUGGGGCUUUAGGUUCUCCUUCGCCACAGACAUCGCCAAAGGAAUGACAUACCUUCACCAGCAUCGCAUCUGUCAUGGCCGCCUCAGGUCUGUCAACUGUGUCCUGGACGACCGCUGGGUGUGCAAGAUAACCGAUUACGGGCUGAGGGUGUAUCGCAGGGAGGAUGGGGCGGAGCUUCUCACCACUUAUCGCCAGAGGCUGCAGGAAGUGUACAUGCCUCCUGAGUUUCCCAACGCCAACGUGGAGCCCACUUUGGCUGGAGAUGUGUUCAGUUACUCCAUUAUCCUGCUAGAGAUCGCCACACGCAGCGACCCUGUGCCUGUGGACGAUUCCUGUCUGGAGGGUUCAUGGUGUCCACCUCUGCCCGAGCUCAUCUCCUGCAAAGCCGACAACACCUGUCCGUGUCCCGCCGACUAUGUGGAGCUCAUCCGACGAUGUGGCGCUCACAAUCCCGCCCAGCGACCCACCUUUGAACAAAUAAGGAAGUUUGUCUAUCGCAUAAACCCCAACAAAGUCAGCCCAGUGGACAUGAUGAUGAACUUGAUGGAGAAGUACAGCAAACAUCUGGAGGUGCUGGUGGCCGAACGAACACAAGAUCUGAUGCACGAGAAGCAGAAGACCGACAGACUUCUUUACAGUAUGCUCCCUCGCCAGGUGGCUGACGACCUCCGACAAGGAAAGCAAUCGCAGGCUCAGAGCUAUGUCAGCGCCACCGUCUUCUUCAGUGACAUCGUGGGCUUUACACAGCUGUCCAGCAGCAGUACUCCUUACCAGGUGGUGGACUUCCUCAACAAGCUCUAUACCACCUUCGAUGACAUCAUCGACAACUACGACGUCUACAAGGUGGAAACCAUCGGAGACGCUUACAUGGUGGUGUCGGGCGUUCCAAGUGAGAACGGCAUCCUUCACGCCGCUGAGAUAGCCAGCAUGGCAUUGGAUCUGGUGGGCGUGUGUCGCACUUUCAACAUUCCUCACAAGCCCAACACACAACUCCAGAUCCGAGCCGGCAUACACGCAGGUCCUGUGGUGGCGGGGGUGGUGGGCACCAAGAUGCCUCGCUACUGUCUGUUUGGAGACACCGUCAACACGGCGUCCCGAAUGGAGUCCACCAGCCUGGCACUGAAGGUCCAGUGUAGUGUGAGCGUCUUUUACCUGCUGGAGGAGAUCGGCGGCUACGUGUUGACAUGCAGAGGAACACUGCAUGUCAAGGGGAAAGGUGACAUGGUGACCUACUGGCUGGACGGGAAGACGUCUGACAUCAAGCCCGCUAAAAGCGUCACUUUGGAGACAUCCAAAGAGCUAGCCUUGUCGCUGCCGGGCUCGCUGAACCACGACCUUCAAACCACCGCCACCUAGGUGUUAGCAGUGAGCCUUAGGACAGGCUUAUACAUGCAUAAGCACCCUCAAACUGUAGCAUUGACCAUGAUUUGAGGGCAACAAGAUGGCUGACACACGGUCCUGAUCAUUAUUAUGUCCAUUGUUGUCUCUACUGAAUUUUGUAAUGCUGAUAACAAUGAUCAUCAUAAUACUGUCACUUACUGUACAUCUUAGUUUUGUAAUGAACAUUAUUUUCAUUUCCUUCAAGUUAAACACGGUAGGUCUAAUUUACUAAAAUACAAAUACCACAUGCUAAAUAACGUGUGCAAACUAUAAAAUUGUGUGUACUAUUAGUGGGCGUGUUGCAGGUGAUCUACUAACAUACUUGCCAACCAACCUGAAUUUUCCGGGAUACUCCCGAAUUUCAGUGCCUCUCCCAAAUAUCUCCCGGGACAACCAUUCUCCCGAAUUUCUCCCGAUUUCCAGCCCGACCUGAGUGAAGACAACCUGUCAUCACGUCCACAUUUCCUCCAUGUAAAAAGCGUUAUAACAUCUGAGGCUUUUGGAGAGUGCACAACUGCACACACAACAAGGAAACUAUUAUAUAUGUCUCUGUUAUCCAUAGGUUAUCUAUAACCCAUAAAGUAGGCAGGCACAGAGCUAUUUCACAGCGUGUGUUUAUUCCGGCCGGCACUUUAAUACACUGACACACAACAUCCAGAAUCCCAUCCUGCAUUGCUUCAAAACUAUGGCAAGUAGGAAUGUCCAAAAAAAGAGAGUAACAGAGAAUAGAACGAAGAUGGACAAUCCAACCCUAAACUCACUCCUUUCCUGCAAAUUAAAUGUCAAAGAUGCUGCCCAUACCUACGCUCCUUCAAAGGCUUUGCUACUGGCUGCAAAGCAUUGCACUUUCAAAUACAACAAACAGUAGAGAGGAGUGUUAUGUGUGUAUAUGUGUAAAUAAAUGAACACUGAAAUUCAAAUAUUUCUUAUAUACAGUG